Molecule: messenger RNA, 819 nt
Organism: Alternaria atra
Lineage: Eukaryota; Fungi; Ascomycota; Dothideomycetes; Pleosporales; Pleosporaceae
Exons: 1
Coding region: 1-819 (272 amino acids)
Source: RefSeq, a predicted model, not a curated record
AUGUCCUCUAACUCUCUUAAGGACUACUAUGCGGACCUCGGUCUCGAACUUGGCGCUUCCACUGGAGCCAUCAAGAAGGCGUUCCAGGGCCUUGCUAAGAAAUACCAUCUUGACAAGUCAGGAGUAGCGGAUGCCACGGUUUUCCGCCACGUCCGCGAAACUUUCGAACAGCUCUCCAAUGCUGAGUACCGCGCUCAAUACGACCGCUCCUACUGGCGCACAAAAUUCCAGACCGAGGUUCCGACUCAACAACAGAACAAUGAUGAAGGUGAAGAGAACUUGUGCGGCACAUAUGCCACCCGAUAUGGCGCUGAGACCCAAGAUGAAGCCCCUAGAGCAAGUCCACCGCCUGUCAAGUCGCGACGUAAGCCCAACGAGCCGAAUUGGCAGUACUUCUUGGGAAAGGCGUGUACCGCUUGGCAGAAGGAGGAGGCCGCCUACUGUAUGAGGCACCCUGAGAUUUACGAGAGGUGUGUGGACUCAUUUCUUUCAUACCUUGCCUUUACUAAAGUGCUCCCCAGCCCGCUCAACAGUGGCGCUCCAACUCCUAAGCCUGGAGGUAUGGCACAUGGCAUGGUCGUCCUGAUGUCCCACCCCUGCAUCCAACAAAGCUGCAUCUACAAGAGCACAGCGUGGCGUCUUCAGACUGGUGACGAAGAUCAAUGCGUAUUCUGCAUGGCCGUUCACACCGGCGGUAGGAGAUGUCCCGGCUGUGAGGUGCUGGCAUGUAAGACGUGUGUCGAGAAGGUUCGCGCGUUGGAGCGGAGCCCUUUUGAGGGAUUGAGGUCGAAGGCGCAAUGCUGCUCGUCCGGUGGUUAA